CACGUACUUUUCAGUGAGCUGAGACACUCCCCCUCCAAGUUCUUCGAGCUUGGGUUCGACUUUUGGCUUCGUCGCAGUCCUUUGAUCACUUUCCUUCCGUCCGACAUAGUCUCACAAUUGCAGACGCUACUUUGUUGCGUGUGAAGCCGUAACACAACAGCAGCCAAGAUGAGUUGCACCUACUCCUGCAGCAAACUGAUCCUCUUCACGGUCAACCUCGUUGUCUCCAUAUGCAGCUUGGCCGUGCUGGUCAUCUGCUCGCUGGCGCUGGCCAACAUGAACCAGCUGUACAACCUGAAGAACCUGAACACGGACCUGCCGGUGCCGCUGGCUCUUUGGGCCAUCAUUGCCGUGGCCGGCGUCGCAUUCGUGCUCUCGUUCAUCGGCUGCUGCGGCGCCAUCAGCGAGAACAGUUGCCUGCUCUACCUGUUCGCCACCUUGCUGAGCAUCGUACUGGUCAUGCAGCUGGUCGUGAUUGGCUUCGUCUACUACCAGCAAGACAACUUCAGGGCCCAGAUCAACAGCGUGCUCAACUCUACGCUGCACGACUACCCCACCAGCAAGGACCCGAUUGUGCGCAAGACCUGGGACACCAUCCAGACUGACUUCGAGUGUUGCGGCAUCAACGGACCUGAAGAUUGGAAGCACGUCUUCAACAACGACACCCUGCCAAACUCUUGCUGCAAGGCCAUUGCUGAGGGCUCGUCUUGCCACGCCAGGAACGACGACGCUCCUCCCUACCUCAGCGGCUGCCUCGAGGUCAUCAACAGCAAGCUCGACCCUGUCUUCAUCAGCGUCCUCUUUGUCUGCGUUGCCGAGAUUUUCGGCAUCAUCAUAGCUUGCUGCCUGUCGUCGUCCAUCUCGGCGCAGUACCGUACUGUGUAAACCCCGUUUUCGCCCUCUCACUGUCGUUAGGAGCUGCCAGCUGUUUGAAACAACCACAUGCCAACUUUAGAUUUCUGCCAUUUCAACAGAACGCGAAGGACGUAGAUUUUCUCAUUUGAUUUCUUGAUGUUUUAUGCACAAUAAUUUGUAAUAACUGGUAUGCAAUCUCGGUUAAACCCGGAACUAAGAAUCUCCAGAAAUAUAUAAGCAAUCUCGAUAGUACAGGGCUUGCCAAAAUCACUUUUUGUAUUUUUUAUAUUAAUAUUUUCUACGGCUGCUUUCCAAAUAUUGGAUGAUUUAUUUUGGUGCACUAUAAUUGGCGAGCCCCCGUUAAGAACAAAUUAAAUACUCGUACGGUACGAUUGAGCUGCUAUUAAUAUUAUACCAGAGUAACACUUAAAUAUAUACAUUUUUAAAAAAUUUGCUGAGGAAAGCUUCUGGGCUUGUUGAAAACAAGAGGCUGAAUAGUUCAUACUUAAAAAUUUUGACGCACUCGUCUCAAAUAAUAAUUACUUUAUCGUCAAUUAAUCAUAGCAUUUAAUUUGUCAGACAGAGUGUAAGCUGGUGGCUGGGUUCUCUCCUCCAUUCUCAAUGUGUAGCCUUGUCACUCACUGAUUUGAUGUCUGAUUUUCUUCCCUUGCAAUUUCCAAAGGUGGCUGUUAGUUAGUUAAAAAUACGUGAAGAAAUUUAAGUACCGUUUUCAGAUCUAGAUGUGUUGUUUUCUGAAUAGAGCUAUAAUGCUAUAUAAUAAUUGUAAAUUAUUCAAGUCAACUCGUUGCAUAGAGUAAAGUUUUUGGCAAUAUUUAUUGAAUAUGUGUAUAGGAUUGUUGAGUUGCGAUGACGUCUUAAUCCCAGCACUUCUGGCUUCGAGCACUGUCCAGUUAACCGACUGAUUUUCUCGACACCUUGAUUCAGCUUCUCAAAUUCAUGCUCCUACAAGAAUGUUGACAAAUAAAUUAUUCUCUAACCUAA
Molecule: messenger RNA, 1857 nt
Organism: Cloeon dipterum
Lineage: Eukaryota; Metazoa; Arthropoda; Insecta; Ephemeroptera; Baetidae
Product: 23 kDa integral membrane protein-like
Exons: 6
Coding region: 169-885 (238 amino acids)
Cellular component (GO): plasma membrane
Source: RefSeq, a predicted model, not a curated record